AUGUCGAAGGGGCAAGAGUCGGCGACCGAUUUCAAGCCAAGGGAGACCUGGAGGAUCUUGAAGAAUGUUGUCGUCAUCAGCAUAGCUUUCAUGGUUCAUUUUACAGCGUACAGUGGAGCAGCCAACUUACAGAGCUCGAUCAACGCCGAAGCUGGUCUGGGAACGGCGUCGUUAGCCGCGGUCUACGCAGGACUGAUUUUCUCUAACAUCUUCCUGCCCGUAAUUGUUAUCAAAUGGCUCGGCACCAAAUGGGCGAUGUCUUUGUCGUUCGUGACGUACAUGCCGUACAUCGCCGCGCAAUUGCUGCCUCGCUUUUGGUCCAUGAUCCCGGCGGGGCUGGUCGUGGGCUUCGGCGGUGGACCGCUGUGGUGCUCCAAAUGCACUUAUCUGUCCGUGGUAUCGGAAGCUCACAGCAAAAUAUCCGGCAUUCCAGCGGAAGCACUGUUGACGCGUUUCCUUGGGCUGUUUUUCAUGAUCUUCCAACUGAACCAAGUCUGGGGAAAUCUAAUAUCUUCUUUGGUACUUUCGUCUGGGGACAACGAGGCGGCGGUGACGGGCUUAAAUGACACCCAGAUCCAUGAACUGUGCGGUGCCAACUUCUUGCCGAGCGCCGACGCCGGCGAGGCCUUGCAGCAACAGCCCCCCGAGAAGAUCCAAAUGAUUGCUGAUAUAUACUUAGCUUGCAUGGCUGGUGCAGCCAUUAUCGUUGCAAUUGGUGUUGAUUCCAUGAAGAGAUACGACAGUGGACGCUCCGGCUCUAGUUCUGGUAAAUCGGGCAUGGAACUGCUCGCAGUCACUCUCAAGCUAUUAGUGGAGCCUAACCAGAUGAUGCUGGUCGUCAUUAACAUCUUCAUUGGUCUCCAGCAGGCCUUCUUCGGUGCCGAUUUUACUGCUGCUUUUGUCUCGUGCGCCAUCGGCACUGGCACCGUCGGCUUCGUGAUGAUGACAUAUGGAAUUUCGGACGCGAUCGGCUGUAUUGUCACGGGGUACAUAGCGAAGGUGACCGGCCGCUUACCACUGAUAUGUACCGCGGCAAUAGUACAGGCGGGGUUGUUCGUGUCCAUACUGACCUGGAGGCCGCACUCGGACGAGGCAUAUGUGAUGUUUGUGAUUGCCGUUCUCUGGGGUCUGUGCGACUCCGUCUGGAUGGUACAGAUGAAUGCUUACUACGGAAUUCUAUUCCCCGGUAGAGAAGAAGCGGCGUUCUCAAACUUCAGACUAUGGGAGUCUGUUGGUUAUAUCAUUGCAUAUGUCAUUUCACCGUACCUGAGGACCAGAGCGAAGACUUACCUGUUGAUUGUUAUGAUGAUCGCGGGCAUAAGUCUCUACUUCGUGGUCGAGUACAGGGACAGAAGAGCGAAGAAGAAGAUGGAAGAGAAGAAGAAAGACUUAUACGCGAUCGGUUGUGAUAAUAUAGCUUUUCAAAACGUUGAA
This is a messenger RNA of Iphiclides podalirius (scarce swallowtail), 1434 nucleotides long. The record is from the annotation of a GenBank genome assembly. NCBI's taxonomy places the organism in Eukaryota, Metazoa, Arthropoda, Insecta, Lepidoptera, Papilionidae.